Penicillium lagena is the source of this 603-nucleotide messenger RNA. Its product is annotated as kinetochore Spc24 family protein. Bases 1 to 603 code for a protein of 200 amino acids. NCBI's taxonomy places the organism in Eukaryota, Fungi, Ascomycota, Eurotiomycetes, Eurotiales, Aspergillaceae. The record is from RefSeq and is a predicted model, not a curated record. The transcript is spliced from 3 exons.
AUGUUGCUCGACGAGGAGCCCGCCACACUGAUCCACCACACCAUCGGUAACUUCAACAUCCACCCGGACAGACAAGCUGUCACGCGCAUCAAUGACUCCCUCGGCACGCUCCAGCAGUCGCGCGACCUACGAAUUCACGACGCCGAGUCAGCCCUCCGCAAGCUCUCGCGCAAUCUCCACUCCCUGGCUACGCAACACGAAGAAGCCGUCGCUGUUCACGACUCCGGCAAACACGCCGCCGAGAUCGUCGAGCUCGAUACGAAGAAGUUCCGCAUCGCCAAGGCCGCCUCCGAGCUUGAGAUUGAAAGCGAGCGCCUCGAGAGCGAGCUGGAGAUGCUGAAGGAGAGACUGGCUGAUCUGGAGGCCCAGGGGUUGGAGGGCGAUGAGACCACGCGCCGGGAGCGUGAGGCGGAUGAUGCGACCAUUCUACGUCUGAAGAUCUACCGCUCGCUCGGGGUCGAUAUCGAGCCCGAUAACGCGGGCAACUUCAACCGCGCCGUCAUUCGCAAUAGUCGCAAGGGAGACGUGCACGUCGUCAAUAUCGACCCCAAGUUUUCGCGGUUCUUCUAUGCCAACUACUUAUGGCAGACGAUACAAGGAUAA